Malania oleifera is the source of this 547-nucleotide messenger RNA. RefSeq lists its product as uncharacterized. The transcript has a single exon. Lineage: Eukaryota; Viridiplantae; Streptophyta; Magnoliopsida; Santalales; Ximeniaceae. Bases 119 to 355 code for a protein of 78 amino acids. The record is from RefSeq and is a predicted model, not a curated record.
UCCUCUGUUCUUAACUAACUGCCCAAUAAAGCAGAUCGAUCAGAAUCCAAACCUGGCGACAUCGUCUGGGUCAGGAGUGCGUAAUUAAUUAAUAAAAAACGAAUUGGGGUUGUGGGAGAUGUCGGGAGCGCAGGGAGCUCAGCCGCCGGAGUCGCGGACGGCUACGGAGUACGAGUCAGUGGAAGGGGGAGAGAACAAGACGAAGAUGGACGUACGGUCGUCGGAAGACGUUGGGGGCUUAGAGGUGGACAAGCUCCAAGACAAAGUGGAGGAUGCCGCUGGCGAAGGGGGACCUGUUUUCGGCGCUGGUGGGGACGAGAACAAACAGGACCUGGGCGCUACGGGCACUGGUUAGAUAGCCUCAAUGAAUUUGGUGCCUGGUGUUUCACGUCUUCGCCUGUAAUACUUCUUCGUUUUCCUACUGUACUCCGUGUAUCCAUAAUGUGAAAAAUAAUAAUGCGUUGGAGACGUAGUACCAUGCAUGUUCUCGCAUCUCUACUGUUUAAUAGAAUAAACCGAUCUUAUUCUUAAGAUUGGGUACUGAUCA